AGCACAUUUUACCUUUAACACAAUCGAGCACCAGUCGAUAUUGUCAAAUAGGUUUUAAGACGACGCCAUUUCUCAAUAUUUGGUUCCAGGAGACGAUAGUUUUUAGACACUUAUUAUAAAUUUUCAGCUCAGCAGGUAUAUGCUAAACGUACAGUGGUGUAAAAAAUAGUUCUUCUGUCUUUGCUUUUUUAUCACACUUAAACGCGUUAGAUAAUAAAAGAAACCGUUGGUUUCCAGCGUCCUCGGUCUUCUACCAUUGCAAUCACCUCUUAGGGAUCAAACAUCCAGAUUAUCAGUCGGUGGAUGCUGGAGGACCUCAGAUAGAGGGGAUGGUUCCCUGUUUGCAGUAUUGGUUUGAGUUGGGGACUAUCAUGUAAAAAACUACACAGACUGUCCACAAAGUCACAACAAGAUAUUCAGCACCGCUCGGACAGAUAGAGGUUCUCCAGUUUAUGAAACACGGUACCAGCCAAGGAAUCAUGAAGCAGCUUCCUCCAGACACGGUGCGGCUGCUGUCCAGCUCCCAGGUCAUCACUUCUGUGGUGAAUGUUGUGAAAGAACUGAUGGAGAAUUCCCUGGAUGCUGGAGCCUCAAGCAUCGACAUAAAACUGGAGAAUUUUGGCCUGGAUCGGACAGAAGUUCGUGACAACGGUUGUGGGAUCAAAGCUGUGGAUGCUCCAGUGAUGGCCGUCCGACAUUUCACCUCCAAGAUCUGCAGCCACGAAGACCUGGGGCAUCUGGAAACAUACGGCUUCAGGGGGGAGGCGCUGGGCUCCAUCUGUGCUGUGGCUGAGGUAGCUGUUACCACAAAAACGGAGGAAGACGACAUCAGCACCCUGUACACACUGGACUUCACUGGAAACAUCGUUUCUCAGAGGCCGUCCCACCUGGGUCAAGGUACGUCCGUGAAUGUGAUGAAGCUUUUUAAGAAUCUCCCAGUGAGACGGCAGUACUAUUCUUCUACAAAGAAGUGUAAGGAGGAGCUGAAGAAGGUUCAGGACCUGUUGAUGGCCUAUGCCAUUAUAAAACCAGAGCUCAGACUGAUGCUAGUGCAUAAUAAGGUGGUGGUCUGGCAGAAGCCCAGAGUGGCUGACAACAGGAGCGCCCUCGUUGCUACGCUUGGGCCCAGCGCUGUCACUAACCUGCUGUCGUGCCACCAAGAACAACCGGAGAUGGUUCUGGACAGCUUUCUUCCCAAGCCUGGAGCUGAUCUCCUCUCCACAAGCUCCUCCACUCCAGAUAAAACCUUCAUAUUCAUUAAUAACCGGCCUGUCCAGCAAAAAGAAAUUCUGAAGCUGCUGCGUCAGCACUACUCUGCUCAGUAUUCUGAUGAUGCGGCUCGGCAUCGCUACCCUGUCCUCAUGCUUAAAAUUACUGUCUCCCCUUCAUCAGUGGAUGUAAAUCUGACACCUGACAAAACCCAAGUCCUGCUUGAUAACAAGGAGGCGGUGUUGACUGCGGUCGAGGCUCUGCUGGUUUCUCUUUAUGGUUUUCGGCCGGGUCCAAGCCAACCAGCUGAAAAACAGCUGAACCUUGAGACUCUUCCUCCUCUAUCUAAUUGUUUGGAGAAUGACGCUUCACCCCUGGAAAAUAAGGAAAGCAGGAAAAUUGGUGUCGCCAGCCAUGAUGAAGGCUUCCACACAGAAGAACCGAAACACGGUGACACAGGUCAGUCAGCAGCAAACUCUGAUGCUUCCCUGCAGCGCCAGGCCUCCAACUGUAGCUCCUCAUCCUCUAUGGCAGACGACUGGAUUGUCAACCAGAUUCCCGCCGAGCUUCAGUCCGACCUCUCUCUUUGCGAUGAUGAAAUGACUCGGAGUCGCUCCCAAAUAACACAAACUAGUUCUGCAAGCAUAUCUCCAGAGAAACCCGGGGACUGUGAUGUUCCAGCUGCAGAAACAAGAAAGAUGCAAAUAUCGGCCGAGGACUGGAGUCGAGGUACAGCUCUGACUGACCCGACGUCAGGAGAACCUCUGCAGCCCGUCGUAAUCCUCCGACCCUUAAAGCUCGGUCAUCCCAGCCCGGAGGAGGACAUGAGUAAAAAGCCAAUCAACGCUAUAACAGAGAAACGAGCUGUUCUGACGGCCUACAACAUGAUCAGCAACCGCGCUAUGAGGGCACCACUGUCUCCCGCCUCCCUGUUCGAGAAGGAGGCCCGAUCGGAGGUCCUGAGGGAGCAGCCUGCGGCCAGCCUGCAGGAGAUCAGCACCGCUGUUCAGGAGAGGUGGAAAAAUCUGAGGGAGGAAGACAGAAAGAAGUAUGAGGAAAAGGCAAAGAAAAACCAGGAUCUCCAUGACCAGAGGACCAAGUUGGCCUCAGACGAGGGCCCCAAAGACCCAACAGAAAAGACCCCGAGGUCCAAAAUCCAGGGUCAGAAACGUAAAGUGCCACUGUCCAACCAGCAGCUACUGGAUGAACUCUUCUCUGCUCAGCCCCAGAAGAAGAUGAAGACUCCAGCCUCUAAGCCUUCGCAGCCCCUCCCCUGCAGCAUGGCGGCCCUCCGCCGGCAGCUUCAGCGCCUCUCAUCCCAGAACGACACAGGGCCCCGGGGCCUCCAUCUUGUAAACCGACUGGCUUCUCAGAGCUCCUGGGUCCUUCUGUGUGGUCAGAGGCUGAUGUUGUUAAACCCGUUUCGAGUGCAGGAAGCCUUGUUGUUUAGGAGGCUUGAGGAGAGUAAUAUUCUUCCAGCAGUGAGUCUGCAGAACCCGGUUCUGUUAACAGAUGGGAAUCUGGGAGGACCUGAGUACGUUGACACGUUGUGCAGCAUGAAGAAACAAGCAGCAGAGCUGGAUGGAAGUAUCUUCUUCUCUGACCCCAGACUUGUUGCCAGCGGCUUUAAAAUCAAACUCACACCAGGUCUCAUGUCAGCAAAGAGACAUCUGGAAGUGACGGCCAUGGCGGACUGCGUGCCGUUCCUCGGCGUGGAGGACCUCAGGGAGGUUCUGACUGCAGUUCUUCACAGGAAGGCCUCCAAAGUGCAAGAGUGCCGUCCACUUAAAGUCACAAACUACCUAAAAGCUGAGGCAGUCCGACUGGCCCGCCAGCUGCCUUCAAAUUUAUGUCACAGAGAUGUGGAGGAACUUGUUCAACGGAUGGAACGGCAGCUGGGUGGAACCAACCGGACCUGCAUCCACGGACGGCCGUUUUUCCAACACCUGACCGACAUCCCCUCUACAGACAGGGAAGCGAAGGCUCUGUUCAGGCCUUUGGAGCUUUGACCAACGAGACAUCCGACACAAACUUUAUAAAACUUCCUCUUUAUCCCCGGGUUCAGACAUCUGGUUUGCUGCCUUUUUCUCUCAGAUGAUAUUAAACUCUGCUUUGUCUCAGUUCUGUAAAGCUGGUGGGUCCUUCCUCAGGAAUGAACUUCAGAUGUUCUGAACAAGCCGUGGGCAGCCUGCCUGGCUCGUCAUGCUGCUGCUUCUGCUUUUCUUUCAGUGUGAGACGACUCCUGUUUUAAAUAUGUGAUUUGGUACAAAAACUACACAAGAUUUCUAACAGAAUGCGGCAUUCCAAUCAGGUUGGGUUCUGGACUUUAACUAGGCCAUUGCAGCUCAUUGAUUCUGUUUUGUUUCUCAGUCAUUCAGUUAUAAAUCUGCUGCUGUAUUUUGGAUCAUUGUUCUGUUGAUGACUCCGUUUGGACCAAACUGUCAGACAGAUGGACUUACAUUUAAAUUUAGAAUACUUUGGUGUGAAGUUCUUGACAGCUGGUAUGAAACACGGUCAUCUCAACAUUGUUCCACUAAUUUUACAUCCUUUUACAAUUUAACUGAAAAACUAAAUUGUUAAAUAAAAAAGAAAUCUUUAGUAGAAAUUGGUAAUAUUGGCCCACCUUGCCUGAUCUCCAGAUCUCAGACUGUGAGGACCUCUGUUGUCCACAGCCCUCUUCAGGUGAUUUUAUGUCCGCUAAAGUUCUGGUUCUGCCGCUGCAGAUCUUUAAUUCUCUUCUCAUGAACUCUCGUGUCUCUUGUUGAUUUCAAAGUUUGCUCAGACUCAACGAGCAGCUGAAAACUAAAAUUCAACUUUCUAACACACAUCUGAAGGUUUCUUCUGCCUUGAGAAAAAGAACCAGUUCCAGCUAAGCAAAGCAACCCCACAGCAUGAUGCUGCCACCACCAUGUUUCACAUUUCCCCAUUUUGUUUUUCUUGCCAAAUAUACUUUAUGGACCAAAACUUGAGGUUUGGUUUCAUCAGCUAUGGCAUGUAAAUCCUGCUGUGGAUCUUUUUCUCCUGACUGAUACCUUUGCUAAGAGAUUAUCCCGAUCCUUUGUAACCUCUGCCAACUAUGGCUUUAGUUGGCAGAGAGGUUUAGGUGAAAUUAAUCAGAUUAAAUUUAACCAGGUUAGAGUUCAACCAACUGAAUCAGAAGGUGCUUCUGCAGUAUUUAAGGUCUAUGUAUUUUACAUUUUCCACCUAUUAAUAAAGAUUGAUUGUUUAUUUAGAUACAUUUUACUGGAUAAAUGUGGAAAAGGUUUGUAAAUAAAUUGUCAGUCUCGUUUAUUUUACUUUGGAAAGCUUAUAGGGGUGUGUAGACUUUUGAGAGGAGCUGCAAACGUUUUCCACCUGGGAACCAUCUCUGUCUCUGCAGAAUGAUGGAAAUGAUCUCCAUAGCUCUAAGGUCAGCAACAGUUGCUGCUGUAAGGCCAUUGCUGAUGUCUUUCCACCUUGGCGAUGUGUUAACACACCUGUCUGCUGCUUUUAAAGAGGCGCUCACUCUGAUGACCCUCAGGUAGUGAAGUGGUCGAUCCUGGUCCCAGGCUGUAAAUUAAUACAUCAUUUUGUUUUUAUUUUUAUGUAUUUAUUUUACCUUACAACAUGCUGAAGUCCAUUUGAUUUAUAUACCGUCUUUAUAUAAAAAUAAAAUAAUAGCACUGAG
This is a messenger RNA of Girardinichthys multiradiatus, 4876 nucleotides long. It is a transcript of the gene pms1, whose product is annotated as PMS1 homolog 1, mismatch repair system component. Bases 453 to 3218 code for a protein of 921 amino acids. Gene Ontology annotation, cellular component: MutLalpha complex. NCBI's taxonomy places the organism in Eukaryota, Metazoa, Chordata, Actinopteri, Cyprinodontiformes, Goodeidae. The record is from RefSeq and is a predicted model, not a curated record. Gene Ontology annotation, molecular function: ATP hydrolysis activity; ATP binding; mismatched DNA binding. The transcript has 14 exons. Gene Ontology annotation, biological process: mismatch repair.